UGUGUGGACAACAUAUGACUUAAUGUUUAUAUAUUUAUGUUCAUCGAUGGUAUCGUUGAUCUACAGUACAGUAACUAAUGAUUAUAGUGACCAAUGAAGAUGACUCAAGACAUAGACUAUUCAAUUGAAUACAUAAAUGUUUCGUCUAAUCGUUAUUCACAUUGUUUGGAUGCAAACAAAGAGUUGAUUUGUUUUGGGACUAAACAUUCAAUAGCUCUCUAUUGCCUUCAGAGACUUAAAGUAUUUAAAUUAUUAAAUGGACACAAAAAUCGUGUUAAUAGUGUUAAAGUUGUUACAAAUAAUAGCGAUCUGUUAAUUAGCUCUUCAGCCGAUAAGACAUCAAUGAUCUGGCAUUUGAAGACAUAUGAGAUUUUAUAUAAGUUGUUGGGACAUAAAGAGUCUAUUAUUUUAAGUUAUUGUUUACAAUUAGAUGACAAAUCAUUAUUAUCAUUGAGCUCUUCCACUGAUAAAUCUAUUAAGAUUUGGAUAAACGAUAAACAAAUUAACGAACUGACAGUCAAUAACUUUAUAUUUGAUUUGAAAGUUUGUAAAAAUGUAAAUAUUUUUGAUGACAUUAUAUUAAUAACUGUUGGCGCAAAUGAAACAAUCAAUUUAUAUCAAUUCAAUGAAAGUAGUUAUCAGAUUAACUGUUUGAUUGAAAUUAAAGGACACGAAGAUUGGAUACGAUCUAUCGAUAUAUUUGAAACAAUAAAUAAUAGAUUAAUGAUCGCCACUUCAUCACAGGACUGUUUUAUCCGUGUCCAUCAAAUUUAUAAAAUAGAUGAAAAACAAUCCGAUAUCAAUCAUUUGACAUUUUCACUACAAACUAAAGAUUAUCAACAAAAUUAUCAAGUUCAAUUAGAGACGAUAUUGGCUGGACAUGAGGGUUGGGUUAGUCAAGUUUGUUGGCAAUGUGUUUCUCAAGACAAACUGCAACUGCUAUCGUCAUCAAUGGACAAGACUAUGAUUUUAUGGGAAUCGCCAAACAAUGAAUCMUUGGGUGAUCUUUGGACUGAAAAUCUUAGAGUUGGAGAAAUCGGUGGAAAUACUUUAGGAUUUUUAGGCUGUGUUUCGAUACCGGCCCUCAAUUUGAUUGUUGGUCACAGUUUUAAUGGUGCUCUUCAUAUAUGGAAAUGUAGUGAUAAUGAAUGGAAACCAUGUGUUCCCAUUAGUGGUCAUUUUGACGAAGUAACAGAUAUUUGUUGGGAACCUAAAGGCGAAUAUCUAUUAAGUUGUUCGAGUGAUGAAACUACUCGAUUGCAUUCCGUUUGGGUCAAAGACAACAACACAAUUUCUUGGCAUGAGUUGGCCCGACCACAGAUUCAUGGAUAUGCUAUCAAAUGUAUAGCAAUGAUUGAUAGACACAGUUUUGUUUCAGGCGCUGAUGAGAAAGUGCUUCGACUCUUCAAAGCCACCAAAUGUUUUUCCAAUAGUUUAAAACUAAUUUCUAGUGUAGACAAUACCGAUGUAUUAAAUGAAUGUGAUGUUGCCUACAGCGCUACUGUGCCAACACUAGGACUUUCAAAUACAGCCGUUUAUUCAGCUGAAGAAGUAGAACACGACUUUAAGCCAACAACACUAGAAGUUCCGCCAACAGAAGAGACAUUACUUCAGAAUACACUUUGGCCUGAAAUUCAUAAACUUUACGGACAUGUAUUUGAGAUAUUUUCUUUGGCCAUCAAUAGCAACGGCACAGUAAUAGCUUCGGCAUCAAAGGCGACUAAAGCAGAACACGCGGACAUCAUUUUGUGGGAUACAAUAAAUGCCAAACAAAUAUGCAAACUAUCGUCACAUCAAUUAACAGUUACUCGAAUCCGUUUUUCAAGAGAUGAUCGCUAUAUUCUAAGCGUUUCCAGAGACAGGACGUGGACUUUGUUUGAGAAACAAUCAGACGGCGACUGUUAUCGUCGUAUUGGUCACAGUCUUAAACAUAAUGGUAUUCAUUCCAGAAUUAUAUGGGACUGUGCUCUCACUUUUGAUAACAAAUAUUUUAUAACUGUUUCAAGAGAUAAAAGUGCUAUAUUUUGGACAAUUGAUUCCAAACAAAUAAAUAUAAACUCGACAUUAGGUCCUACCAGCUCUUGUGGAUUACCACUAGUCCUCUCUGAUGCCAUAACAUGUGUUGAUAUCUGUGGCAUCACUUUUAACGACAACUAUUUAGUUGCUUUUGGUCUCGAAAAUGGAUUUAUAAGUCUUUACUAUUGGAAUGAUCGCAUACUUUGGGCACAUUUAUUGGAUGUCAAUGAAUGUCAUACUUUAACUGUAAAUCGUAUACAGUUUUCACCAAAAAUUGAAAAAACAAUGAACGGUACAAAUAUUGUACACUUAGCCUCAUGUGGUAAUGAUAAUAGCAUUCAUAUAAUCAAUGUUCAAAUAAAUAAAUUAUAA
Molecule: messenger RNA, 2388 nt
Organism: Oppia nitens
Lineage: Eukaryota; Metazoa; Arthropoda; Arachnida; Sarcoptiformes; Oppiidae
Gene: Elp2
Product: elongator complex protein 2-like
Exons: 5
Coding region: 94-2388 (764 amino acids)
Biological process (GO): tRNA wobble uridine modification
Cellular component (GO): elongator holoenzyme complex
Molecular function (GO): protein binding
Source: RefSeq, a predicted model, not a curated record